This is a messenger RNA of Rotaria sp. Silwood2, 2052 nucleotides long. Lineage: Eukaryota; Metazoa; Rotifera; Eurotatoria; Philodinida; Philodinidae. The record is from the annotation of a GenBank genome assembly.
AUGAACAAAUUAUUUGAAAAUAUUGGAGUUACCCAUCUUUAUUCCACAGUAUAUCAUCCACAAACUAAUGGACAAAUUGAACGAUUUAAUGCUACAAUGGAUGGAAAAAUUGCCGCAUUAGGUAAUGAACGACGAACAGAUUGGGAUGAAGUAUUACAAUUUGUUACAUUUAAUUAUAAUACAUCAAUACAUGCAACAACAAAACAAACACCAUUCGAGAUGAUGCAUGGAAGACAAGUUACACUUCCAUUUGAUCAACAAAAAGAAAUUAUUUCGCUCACACAAGAUCCAGAGCAUAGUGAAAAAAUUAGAAUAUAUCUCGAAAAAUUAGUAAAUGAAGCUCGAAACAAUAUUAUAAAAAAUCAACAACAAUAUAAAGCUCGAUAUAAUUUACAUAGACAAGAUUUAAUAUUAAAAAUUAAUGAUUUAGUUUUAAUCAAAACAAAAAAUGUUAGAAAUAAAUUUGAUAUACGAUAUGAAGGUCCAUUUAAAAUUAUUAAACAAUUAGGAUCUACAACAAUGCCGCACGCUAUCCGUGAUCCAGAUAAUCCACCAGCUUAUUUUUAUACGUUAACAGACAAACAACAAAAGACUUGGAUGAAAACGGCAAAGAAGAUGCAGAAGAAUGAACAACUUAAACAUGAAUAUCCACCAUUCGAAUCAUCAUCGAACAUCAACAUCAUCCAUGUUCAUCACAAGUCACCAAUUGAUACAAUUAAUAAUUUAAUUGUCUUAGCAAAUCAAACGUAUCAUUAUGUUGUUGAUACAGAAUCUGAACGUAACAAGUUACGAAAUGAUGCUCUAAUACAAAUCCAAUUUAUACACACAAUUAAUGAAUCAACAAUAAUAUUAAUUGAAGCAAUGCAUUUACCUGAUUUACAUACGGAAUUGUACAAAAAAAUUAAAGAUCUAUGGUGCACCAUCUUCAAUAACAACAACAUCAUCAUCACAUGGGGCGAUUUGGACAAUGAAUUUAUAAAUUUUUAUCACCUCGAUAUCAUCUUUUUAGGUAAUUCAUUUCGUCAUUUAAAUUUACAAUAUAUGUUUAGAGGAUGGCAUAAUGAUCGAUGUCGAACGCAUCCCGAAAAGGGAAAGCGUGAUAAAAAACCAGGUCCAAUAUCGACUAUGUUGAUCGAUAUGCCUGGUGAUGAUGACUUUAAUGAUAUCGAUGAUGGACAAUCAAAAAAUUAUGUACAAUAUAAGUGUGAUCAUCCAAGCCAUUAUGAUCAUAAUAGUAAAUGGUCCUUGCAAGAUUCGAUUGCAAUUACUUUUAAAAAAUUUUUGGAUAAAUCACAAACAAUUAAUUAUUGGCAAUGUGGUAUUGAUCUAACACUGGGCACAUGGAAGAACAAGUUAUUCAGUCGAAGACAGUACAACAAGCACACUGAACAACAAGAACGAUUAAACAUGAAGCAAUAUGCUGUUGAUGACUGUCUCGCUGUGGCUGAAUUAUACUUCCAUAUGCAUCCAGAAACAAUAAACAACGAUCAACAACUUCACGAAGUACCACAAACAACAACAAUACACACAACAACAGCAGAAACAACAACUAUUUCAAUUGAUUUUGAAGAUGGAUUAUCAAUCAUUAGUGAGGAUGAAUUAUUGGAAAUAAUUAGACCAAAAUUCGAUAACAAACAAGAAAUUGUCCAUCAUACAUAUCACCAAGAAGAUGAAUUAAUUAUAGCACCAAUGCAACAUGAAAUUAAAGAAUUAAUUCAACUCCAACAACCACCAUUAAAUACACUAACAACAUCAACAUUAACAAAAACUGAACGACAACGACGUAAAAAUCAAAAGCUUAAAUGGAAGCAAAAAAAUAGACCGGAUUUUCAAAGAAAGAUCAAAAGACCGAUUUAUUAUCGUUACGACUAUAGAAAAAUCCGGUCUCAAUUAGCUGAUGAUGAUAUACACACAAGUCACCAGAUAACAAUAAGCAAGAACAAACGGGAAGUUUUGAUCGGGUUCAAAUCCAAAGAAGAAGAAGAAAAAGCAAGAAAGAAAAUGAAAAUUAAUUACUUUUCACGUGAACAAUAUAAACAACGUUGGGGGUAA